Molecule: messenger RNA, 1437 nt
Organism: Saccostrea cuccullata (small rock oyster)
Lineage: Eukaryota; Metazoa; Mollusca; Bivalvia; Ostreida; Ostreidae
Exons: 4
Coding region: 196-918 (240 amino acids)
Source: RefSeq, a predicted model, not a curated record
AUUCUUGACAAAAUUGAAACAAGAUGAACGACAUGAUAGAAAUUCUGGAAUAUCUUCACAAGUUUGUGCCAAAUGCAAGGAAUGCUGACGAAAUAGAAAAUCUAACAGAGAGGGAGGACAGGGGGCCUAUGCGAGUCAUACCGUUGGGAGGUGACCAGUUAACCUGUGAACCCAGUGAGCAUUAGGGGGGCUCAUAUGGCACGGUUCGAUGCAGAUAGUCUAGAGGAGAGGCUGGAAGGCUGUGCGUCCAUGAUGGAAGAUUUCCAUGAGAAGAUGAAUUUUUUACAGAUGAUAAUGGACAGAUUUUACAACAGUGGAAGUGCAAGGGAACCUGGAACUUUAUAUCACUUAAAGAGUGUGAUUAACAGAAGAAAUGUCAGCAGUACUGUGUCAAAAGACUAUCAUGCUGACAAUGCUUUUAUAGACUUAGUUGGAGAAAGCCAUGUCAUUUCCCUUGCAAUAACACAUUUUGAAAUGGCAGAUCUUAAUGCACCAUGCAAAGUUUUCCCACAUGGCAUUCAUCUAGUAGACAUUGAUCAUAAGAAGAGGAUUCUUCGAAACCUUGUUGGUGAGCUGGUUGACAGCCAUAUAAUGAACAUACUAUCCCAAACCCUUAAUAGAGAACAGCAUUGUGAAGAUGAAAAUAAUGACAGAAUUUAUAACUAUGCGACCAAUUUUUUGAAAUUCUGGCUUUUACGUAAAAUAAGCAUAGUGGCCACAAGAAGUGGAGAUGGGAUGCGCAUUUUACGUCAUUGGAAAUAUGGUAUGCUGCUCUAUCAUACUGCGCAUAAGACAAAGUACAGACUGGAAGCCUUCCUGCUAAUUGCCUGCACCAUUGCUCUCUUCACCCCAAAACAACAACAUCAAGUUAUAUGGAAUAGAUUUGUCAAUUUAAGUGGUGGAAGGGGGAAAAUUUAGAUGGGGAUUAUGUAAUGGAACUUUUAAGAAAAAUAUGCCAAGGCAAGGGUAAAACUAAUAGGACCAACCCAUUCCCCAGAGGCUGUACUAAGAAUAGGUAAAACCAUGAUGUUUUGCCAUGACAUUUCUAGAAACCUGGAAUGUCAGGUGGGAGCUGCACCUAUAUCUAGGAAACACAAAGCCCAGGAUACCACCGGAGACCUGACAAAACUUGUAAGAGAAUUACAAAAAGCAAGUGUUUUUACCUGUACACCUGAAAGGGCCUACAACUCAUUUCAAAAUGAGCCAUCAGAUAUUUUUACACAAUUCAAUGUCAUUGAAUUCCACAAGUGGAUGAAUGCAAAGAAGAAGCAAUAUGCUGGAAAUAAACAAGCCUUUUAAAUACAUGUCGUGUACAUUACGCACUGGAGGCUCCUCAACCAUAUCCACAGCCUUCACUAGGGAUUCCUCUUCUAAGUCCAGAACUGCAGCAGAGUCAGAAGGACAGUCACCACAUUCACAGUCGUUCUUGCAGUUAUC